AUGCAGUUACAAGAGGUGAAGAUGCUUGCGAACAUAGAUCCUAAUCUUUUCCUUCAUCUGUUUACACCAGUUAUAAUAUUUACAGCUGCAUUUGACAUGGACUGUUAUAUAUUUCGAAAAUCAUUUUGGCAGGUGUUGGUCCUGGCAAUUCCUGGAUUUUUGAUGAAUUGUGCUUUCAUUGGAGUAUUAACUUAUAAAAUCAAUAGGUAUGGCUGGAACUGGGAUACUAGCAUGUUGUUUGGAAUAAUACUUAGUACAACAGACCCUAUCCUUUCUGUGGCUUCUGUAAAAAACAUAGGGCUUUCCAAAAUAGUUAUCAGCAUAAUUACAGCAGAGUCUUUGUGUAACGAUGCUACCACAUCAAUUCUUUUUGAACUGUAUAUUGACCUUGUAAAGAAACUCCAUAAAGAGAUAGCUACUGAAAUUUUUGUAAAAUUAACUUUAAAAUUUUUUGCAAGUGUUAUAUUUGGAUUUUUGUCAUCAAGAGUUAUGUUGUUUUGGUUGAAACACAUAUUCAAUGAUGCAAUCGUUGAAGUGAUUUUAAGCUUCUCAAUGGCAUACAUAAUUUUCUUCCUUGCUGAAUGGGUUGGAAUGUCUGGAGUUAUUUCUGUUGGUAUUUUGGGUCUUCUUUUAGAUCCUGUAAGCUUUAGUCCAGGAACGGAUAUACUUCUUUAUAAGUUCUGGUCAAUGAUGACAUUUUUGGCUCACAUUAUGAUAUACCUUAUCACAGGAUUUGUGAUAGCUCAAAAAACAUUUCCACAUGUUAAUAUCCAUAUUUUAUUUCACAUUUCAACAGUCUACCUUACAAUAAAUCUUGCACGGGCUUUAGUUAUUUUUGCACUGAGCCCUUUUUUGAGUCGUCUUGGCUAUGGAUUUAAUUGGCGUUGGGGAGCUGUUAUUAUUUGGAGUGGAAUGAGGGGCACAUUUACUUUAAAUAUGGCUCUUGCAAUUGCUCGAACAGAAGGUCUAGAUAAACAACAGUGGAAGGACAUGGUAUUAUUGCAUACAGGAACAACAGCUUUAUUAACAUUGAUGAUUAAUUCUACCACUGUGAAAAAGUUAGCUGUGAAUUUAGGCCUUUGUGAUAUUACUCCUGCAAAGCGCAUGGCUAUGGAUAAUACUGUUAACCGUAUCAAACAAAUGAUGACAAACAAAUUUUUAUUGUUGAAACUUGACAAAUAUUUGGCUGAUGCAAAUUGGGCAAUGGCUGAAGAAGCAAUUAGAAUUGAUUAUCCUUAUGAAGUAUCUAAAGAAGUUUCCCAGAUGACUGGAACACUUAGAUGUCCGGACUGUGAUCAUGUUAUUUCAACGGAGAGAAGUCCUCAACAAAUUGCUGACAUAAUGGAAGAAACCAGGAUGCGUCUCUUAAAUGCUCAAAUAGCCAGUUAUCAGAAGCAAUACAACACUGGGAUCCUUAAUCAAGAAGCUGCACAAACAUUGAUCAGUGCAGCAGAAAACUAUAUUGAUGUCCAAGGGAAGUUUAUGAAUAUUCAGGAAGUGAAGACAUACUGGGAAAGCAAAGGAAUACUAGUAACAAUUAAAAACUGGCUAAUGGAUUGGUCAUAUAAUGUAAAAGAAGAAAAAUCUAAGCCAUCAAGAAACAAGAUUCUGAAGAUGUGCCAUCACACAGUGUUCAUGGAUGAAUUUGAAAGUACAAGUGCUGUUAUAACAUUACUGAACAUCACGCCUAUACUUUUUCAUUUUAUACCAGAAAUAAGUUCAGAAUUUCCUGAACAACUCAAGAUAUGUAACUACUAUUUUCUGAGUUUAUAUAUUAUCGAAGCAACAUUGAAGGCUUCAGCAAUGGGGAGGACAUACCUCUAUCAUCACUGGAAUCAGUUCGACCUUUUAAUCGUAAUAGUGGGAAUUAUAGAUGUCAUCGUUGUGAAUGUCCUUAAGCAAGUUAAUGCACCAUAUUACAUGCUAAAAAUCAUCAAUGUAUUCCGAAUUUUUCGUCUUCUAAGAAUUCUACGACUCUUGAAGAUUGUGAUACCCAAAGUGAUUUCCUUACUUGAUAAACAAAUAAACAAACAGCUCACUUUUCGGUAUGAUAUUGCUAAAGGAUAUGUUCAAGGUGAAGAAGAUAUAAGCUGUUUAAUUGAACAGAUAGCUGGCCAUGAAAGAGUUUACAGGGAUUUAAAAAAAAUAUUUGAUAAGAACAAACAGGAAGCCAUGAAGGAGUUAGGACUAAUGCAACGUGAGUAUCCAGAAAUUGUCACUGCUGUGAAAACUAAACAAGCAGUCCAAACAGUGCUAAACACAGCUUUUGAAACUCUUAAAUUCAUGGAAUCGGGAGGAAUUGUCAAUAAAUAUGAAGGAAGAGAACUGCAUCAGAUGAUCCUAUUAAAACAAAAACAGCUUGAAACGCUUCCACCUAUGAUUGCACCACCUACUGCAGAAGACCUUUUGGGUAAUGUUAUGUGGUUAAAAAAUGACAAAGAGCGCAUACACUUUAUUCAGCGAAAAGCAAGAAUUAUAUGUUAUGACUAUGGAGAUAUCAUAUGUGAAGAAGGUGAACUUCCACGUGGCAUUCAUUUAAUUACAUCAGGAGUGACAAAGCUUUUUGGUUCUGCUCCUUGUUAUGGAGUUGAAAAAGAAUUGUAUGAACAAAGACAUCCUACAGGACUUCCCUAUACAGAUUACUUAGUCACUGGGGCAAUAAUAGGAGAGCUAAACUGCCUAACUAAGCAAGAAAUGGAAUAUACGGUUACUUGUGAAACUGCUGUCCAGACAUGUUUUAUCUCUAUAGAGGAUUUGUUUGAAUCUUUUGAUAAAUUUUUGGAAUAUCCAUCUUUAGAAUAUAACAUAUGGCUGAAACUUUCUCUUGAUGUUGCUCUCAAAACUUUCAAGGAAAACCUUCCUUAUGAGGACUGGUUGUAUAAGAUGUGUGGGCAUCUUUCUAACAUGUAUGUGCUAGAUGUUCCCAAUCACACCAAACAUGACAUUUAUGAUGGAACUAUGGAAUAUGUCAUUCUUGUACAUGGAACAGUCCAAGACUGUCAGCUACUACAGCUUUUCUGUGCACCCUGCAUUUUACCUAAAACCUGCCACCAGGUACAGGGUACUGCAGCAACAUCAAAACUGUUUAUUUUACGAACAAUAGAACCUAUGAAGAGGAAGGACACUGGAAAAUUCAGCAGCAUUUGCCAAAUUCAUACAGGUGCUCGGAGGCAGGACAACGACUCUGAUGAUGAGUCUGAUAUUGCAUCAGAACCUUCUCCAGAGUUCUUAACAGAAGACUCUGCUGUGUCCCCGAUAUUCGAAGUCCUCCAUUCUGAAAUUUCUGGGCUGGUAGUUUUCCUGAUCAUGCAAGUCAUGUUGGAUGUCACCAAGGACGUGUGGUCCAGACCAGCCUCUACUCUGGCAACAUCCAAGAAACUGGACAACAUGUACAAGAUGAGACAGGAAGGGUCAGGCUCCCCUUUCACUCAACCUCCAGCGAACACCAUUGCGACCAAGGCCCUUCAAAAGAGCAUGGGCCAUUCGGCUUCAAUAGACGAGGGCAGGUGUCAAGAUGAUGGCAGCAUCUUGCCAUACCCAUAUCUGGGCGGGCGGGGGGGGGAGCUGGAGGUUGUACUGUUAUGUUUAGCUGUUGCAGCUGUGGUAUUCACCUCUCCCAGGAUGUGA
Eublepharis macularius is the source of this 3627-nucleotide messenger RNA. Its product is annotated as sodium/hydrogen exchanger 10-like. The coding region runs from base 1 to 3627 and encodes 1208 amino acids. NCBI's taxonomy places the organism in Eukaryota, Metazoa, Chordata, Lepidosauria, Squamata, Eublepharidae. Gene Ontology annotation, cellular component: membrane. The transcript is spliced from 26 exons. The record is from RefSeq and is a predicted model, not a curated record. Gene Ontology annotation, biological process: proton transmembrane transport. Gene Ontology annotation, molecular function: sodium:proton antiporter activity; monoatomic ion channel activity.